Lytechinus pictus (painted urchin) is the source of this 8490-nucleotide messenger RNA. RefSeq names its product roundabout homolog 3-like. The transcript has a single exon. Lineage: Eukaryota; Metazoa; Echinodermata; Echinoidea; Temnopleuroida; Toxopneustidae. The record is from RefSeq and is a predicted model, not a curated record. The coding region runs from base 1302 to 3164 and encodes 620 amino acids.
AUGAACUUGUAAUAGUGGUUAAUGAUAGCAUGUAGGAAUCAAAAUCAUCAAUAAAAUCAAAUUAACUCGAUUGAAAAGACUAAAAUCACAGUUUAAAAACACUCGAAUAAAACUCAGCGAGACGUGCAGUGGUAUUUUUUAAAAAGAACUUAAACCGUCAAGUAGGGUUAUCAUGUACACAUAUAUAAUAAUUUGUUAUGCAAAUAAAUAAACAAUAAUACAUAGAGAUGGGAAAUCUAAGUAAUGAGGAAAGUUCGAUGAAAUGUGUACAAAAUACCCUUCUCUCGUCUUUCUCUGUUUACAAAAUAUUUAUAAGCCAUUCUACCAAACAGUCAAGACGCCGGAUGAGCAACAAGUCAUGUGGGAUGUGAUGACAAACAGUCAGACUUGACGGUGAAAUAUUUUAAUGAUUGCACGAUUAGACGAGCUCACUGCUGUCGUCAUCACUUAAUCACCGAGUGCUGAAGAUAAGACACCGUUUCAAACAGUUACCCGCGUCUCGUCCAAAGCGAUAAUUUUUAGCGGAGUAAAGGCGCGCGCGUGCAUUUUCAUCUUAAUUUAGUUUUGAUCGUCUGCGAUGCUCGUCGUGGCCGCAGUGGAAAUCAGUUUGAGCCAUCAUCUAAAUACAUCACUCUCGGGAAGUUUAGUCAUAGCAAGUGACAGCCAUCAAACAGUCCAAAAGCCAAACACUAUCAAGUGAAAACGUCUUUGCCUUGAUGACAAGGGCCUCGAAGUUUUUUUUUCGUCAGAAUUUUGAGAGUACUGCAAUUUAUUGGUUCAUUGCAGGUUAACUAGGAGAUCACUGACUUAAUCAGAGUUAAUAUCUAACUGGAUUCUCUAGAAAAACUUUCCACGGCUCAUUGAAACAUUUUCAGGAUAAAAAACUUUUUCUUGAGAACUUGGAUAGUGCAAAUAUUUGUUGAUUAUUACAGUUCGACUGCGAGAUAUUGGUUCAAUCAAGUCUUUCUAAACUUUCAUUGAGUUCUACAAAAAAUAUUCGAUCAGCAGUUAUCUCUCAACGGAAAGCAUCAACAUAUUUUUUUUUAUAUAAAUCAAGCGUUUUCUCGAACUUCCGUGGGCCUCUUGGAGGCAAAAGAAGGACUGUACGCAAAAUGGUCUACGAAUGAUUUUUAUAUUUUUUUGAAAAGUGCUGAUAACUUCUCAAAGAAUCUUGGAACUAUCUAAACCGAAAGUGGUAUCGCGGGAAACUAAGUUUCUUUUCCCCAGAACCUUCUGCUACAAGUUUUAUGUGAAGUGGUGAUAACCUGGAUAAGAGCUUCUGCGGAUAUAGAAGUGCAAACAUGGCAAUAUUAAAAGGAAUAACGAUCCAUUCAAACAUGAUUUUAUCCUGGAUGUGGCUCGUGGUGGCCGUUACCAGUGUAGGAGCCAUAUCGUUUCGGGAACAACCAGAAAGUAUAACAGCCAUCGGUGGGGAGACCGUUGUACUUCACUGCGCUGUCAACAACCAAGCCGAUAUUCCUCUCUACUGGCAGAACCUUGAUACCGCUUCCUACAUCAGCUUAAACCGAAGGAUGAACCCCUACGGCCAGAUUGGAGAAGAACAACUGAGCAGAUUUGAAGUGACAGGCAAUGUUGAAAGAGGCGAGUACCAUCUACAGAUCACCAACGUUUCGAAGGCCGACGAAGGCAGGUAUGCCUGUGUGUUCUUUCUUAACUUUAAUUACUACAGUCAAGUUGCCAAGGUUAGGGUAGUUCGACCACCGGAUCGUGGCUACCCAAAGUGCGCUAUUGAUCCCAUCCAGAGAGCCAAUGUCGGCGAUAACAUCACAUUGUCUUGUGAGUCCCGUGGGGGUGAUCCGCCGGCGACGUUGUCCUGGGUUCGAGGAACGACGCGGUUGAUCACGAAGAGAGGGCGCCACCACAAAGGUGACCCGAUUGUCCAUUAUUCCAUGACGUUGACAGAAGAAGAUUCGGACGUCCGUUUCACGUGCGUGGCUACCAACUCUGCAUUGGAGCAACCGAUAACAUGUUCCCUGACCCCACUUCGUAGCAGCCUGGGUGUCUUACUUCGACCUGUAGUCGCCAGCGUGGAGGUUGGCCAAGCUUUCACAUUUGCCUGUAUCACAGAGAGAAUGCCUAAUCUUGCGUACCAGUGGUACAUCAACAACGAACUCAUCGACGGGCGAGAAUCGCGAUUCACCUACCUCCGUGGAGGUCAGAGACUCCUGAUCGAGGCCGUCACCAUGGAAGACGACUAUGCUCUGGUUAAAUGUGAGGUCACCCAGAAGGAUUACAGUUAUUCAGGAUCGGCAGUGGGUCUCCUUUGGGUGCAGUCCAACAGGAUUAGCACAUCCGAUGUCCAGGAAGCUGCAACCGAAGCACCCUCACCACGCGGGAUAGCCACAGCAAACAUCGUGACGAAAGUCCGAGCAACUACCACAUCAGCAAAGGCAACAACAGCGCCUACCACUCUCGCAACGACAACGCUUUCAACCACAUCAUCACCUCCAACCACCACAAUACCUACAACAAAGGCAACGACAAUGAAACCGACAUCAAAAGCAAUAACGGAACGACCUACAAUUCCCCAAGUGCCUCUUGUGGUCAACGAUGGAAAUAUUGUGAUUUACGAGUCUUCGUCGUCGUCGUCGGUUUCAUCUGAUAUAUUUUCCAGUUUAAGUUCGGUUUCAUCGCUUUCGUCGGACAACGAGAUAGAAGUUCCCGAGAGCGAGACUACCGGCCUAGUAGACAUUUCACUUCCAACUGAAACCAGCGCACCUACCGAAGCAUCUACGACACAGGUAACCAAGACACAGCCUCCAGAAAUGUCUGGUAACGACCUGACUCCUACUGAAACUCAGGAAGAAACAAAUGCAAAUAUUAUCCUAAACGCAACCCAUCCCGUUGAAAACUCAACGAAUAACCUUGUAAAUGUUUCUGUAACCUCAUCUACAAGUGCAACUGAUGUCAUGGAGGUGGGUAGUGGUGACAGUAUUGGCAUUCCGAUUGAUGAGACAAACAUUUUUACAGAUCAAGAACUGCCACCGCCGAACAAAACCGACCGAUUACGCGGGAAUCCGAACUGGGGGCUGAUCGCGGGGUUGUUCGUCGUCUUCCUCCUCGUCGUCGUCGCGCUCAGUGCCUUAGCGGUAUUUCUAUAUAAAAAACACGGCAAAGAAGCGACUUCGACGCCAUCCACGUGAUCGUAAAGAGGUAUUCAGUUGAACAUCGAAAACAACUCCUCUCUAUCAGGGCCUAUUGGUAGCCCGAAACGUGAGACAAAUACGUGAUGUUUUUGCAGUUUAUUGGAGUUGGAUAUUACACACUGUGCUGCAGUAUUGAAUUCUAGUCGGCUGCUGCAGAAAAAAUGAAGUUCUAUACUUGUUCAACCAGUUUGGAACAUCAUUGAGAUGCCUUACAUUAGUUAUAUAAAUCUGGAACAAGGUGCUUAAUUCAUUAGGUUUCAUCCAGAAAAGAAUAGGUAAUAGUGGACGUGUCGUGGAGUAAAGGUUCUUACUCUUGCCUUGCAAUUAGAUGGUCGUGUGUUCGAAACCCGUCGCGGCACUAGCGUCAUUUGACAAGAAGUCAAUCUACAUUUUGCCAUGUUUUGAACGGGUACAUGGUAAAGGAAUCAAAGCCAAUGAAGUACGAGUAGCAACUGAUCUUAGAAGCGCUUAUCCUGUUGAAAUUCUCCCAGAAAGUACAAUUUGCGGACAGAGCGUUCAAUCUGUUCAAAACGUAUUAAGCGGGAUAUAGAUUUUGUCAUAGUGACAAGACAUUUUGAAUCGUUAUUUCUAUUUCUGGUGUGUCAAACAUGUAAACUUUGUAUAAAUCGGUGUAAAUAAUAUUGUACAGGUUGAAUAGUGACGUUAUUUUAAGUUUUUUUUUCUACACUGAAGUCCACGAGUGAGUGCUCUUCAUUAAUCUAAAAAGAAUCUUAUGUAUUUUCAUUUUCAGACUAUUCUUCAAAGCCCGACACAAAUUAUGAUAGUUUUCCACAAAAUAUUGCAGGAUAAUAUAGAAAAGGGAUAAUAAAUAAUCUUGAUUUUAUGAAAGAUUCAAGGGAAAAAACACCACUGCGGUUUUGAUAGAUUAGAUAACAUACAGUAUUGAAUAUUCUUAAAAGUAACUGCCAAAAGAUGCUUGGACAUGAAAAAAAAUGAUGCAAAAAAUUAAUAUAGAAAUAAAUUUCGUUACGAAGGAUAUUUAUUUGAGAAUGUUUCUUUAACCAGUCUAAGGUUAGUUUAGCAUGUAAAGAUUUGAUCACGUUUUGAUCACAUUUGAUGCCAAUGCUAAUCCUCUAUCAAUUGUUGAACUAAACAAUAAUAUUAAACUCUCACCAGUUUCCGCAAUUUCUUUCAUUAUUUUGGUUAAUCUUUUAACUUUUAUCAUAAUCAUUAUUAUCAUUAAUUAUUUUAUACUACAUUUUCCCAAAAUGGUCCAAAGCGCUUACAGCCAGGAAUAUAACUUUCACAUUUAAUUUCUUUCGUCAUGUGUCACUUGUUUACGCUACAAGCACACAACAUUAAAUGGCUAAUAAUACAAGUGUAUGCAACGUGGAUGCAAUUAAUUGUCAUUGUACACUUGUCAGAUUUUUCUGAUGAAUUUGAAAGCGUUGUCAUUUUUAUAGUGCGUUUCCCAAAAUGGUCCAAAGCUCUUACAACCAAAUUUUUUUUUUCAUUUCAUCUAUUUUGACGUUCCUCAUGUGUUACUUGUUCACGCUAUGAAGCACACGAUAUCACAUGACUAAGACAAAUGAUUAAUAACAAUUGACCCUUUUACAGGUGUAUGCACGUGGAUGCAAUUUAUUAUCCUAGUACACUUGUCAGCUUUUUCUGAUGAAUUUGAAAGUGUGACGACAGACCUUAUGUUUUGGCCAUGGUCAUCAUAGCUAACACCUGACCUAUCAUUGAUCCACGAAGAGAUUUUUUCCCCUCAAAAGGUGCUAAAAUACUUUUUUAAUUUCAGGGGGUUAUGUAUUAUUUUCUUUUUAAAUAGUGCACCUUAUCUAUACUGAGAAAGACGAUGAUACUUUUUCGGGGGGUAUUAAUGCUUGACAAUUUUAGGUUAUACUUUUCUUCAAAUAUAGAUAUCACAUAGGAAAUUUAAUCGGUUGAACAUGUAAAGAAUUUGUAAAGACAACAUUUUUAGCUUGUUUUACGAUUUCAAUGGUGACACUCCAACAUGGAGGUGGUUCUUUCGUCUUGUCUCUGCGCCAUUUCGAGUAAUUUGACAUAAUCCCUCUAUUAAACUAUUAAGACAUGAAUAUCAGCAUGAGACACAUUCUUAUGUCUUCUAUCAAGUGGAAUGGUAAAAUUGUACAUUAUUUGCUGUUAUUAAUCAUAAAAGAGAAAUGUGUCGAUACAAUUAUAUUUUGAACCAUAAACAUGCAAAUAAUGACACAAAUUGUCCUUUUCUGUAAUUAAUAUUAGUUGGAUAGCUCAGAUGAACGAUUGCACUGAGUUUCCCCGAUCGAAUUCAUAAUGAACAUAAUGAUAAUCUUAAUUCAUUAUUUUUCAAUGUCUAGAAAAAUAUAGAAAUAUAUUUUUCAUGGAAAUUUAAAGAUGGCCCCAAAUUUGCCGAUUAUUUUGACAAAGGGAACAGGAAUAUCAAGUAUCUCUACACUUCAUGUAUUAACAAGAUUGAUUAAUGUUCUUUGAUGGUGCAUGAAGUUCCCAAUUUCCGAAAAAACGAGCAUAAAAAUGACAAAUUCUUCUUUUUAUCAAAUGAGGACUUACGUCCCUUUGAAAAUUACUUUGUUAUUAUAUCAAAAGGGCAAGCUACCUUAACAGGUGUCGUAUCUGUCUCGGAUAUAGGACAGGGGGUUUCAAACGGUGUUUGUUUAUUUGUGUUUUUUUACAGUUUGAUCUGAUAACGAUUUCUAUCAUAAUUAUCAAGCUGAAUCGGAAUAGGCUUUCUUUACAUUGGAUUUUUUUUUAUUCUUUUGAAUUUCAUGUUUUAAAUAAGGGCCCUCCUAUGACCUAACAUUAAUUAUAUAAUUUUUAAUGAGGACAAGGUGGGCAAUAAUACAUGUGCGGAUGAAGAAAUGACCGACGAAAUAAUGUAUUUUUAUUUUCAGUCAGAGUAACUCAUAGCAAUUUAUUGUAACAUUAAAUUUGAUGUUGUACACGCUGCAUACUAUACUGUAUUUAUUUAGCAUUAAUAAUGAAAAAUACAUUUGUAUAAAAACCAUGUUAAGUAAUUGUAACUUGGCGUAACAGGCUGACACACUAUUGUAUUUUCUCAUGAUAAUCACACAAUGUUGCAGGAUGUCAAAUUAGAUCGAAUUAUUUAAUGUUUUGAUUGUCUUUCAUGGGGCAUUAAUUCAUUGUCUUUCCGACAAUCAUUAGUUGUCUACAGUGGUAUAAAAGUUAUAAUUUUUAUUUUGUAUUUAGACUUUGUACCUGUUAGUUACCAAAACAAGGAAUAUUAAACAAAUUGAUUAUAAGAAAAUAUCUGCCUUAAUUUCCCGUGUCAUAUAAAAAACCAGUGAAAGGAAUAAUUGAGAUGAAUUUUGAGCCAUUAUCGCGAAUCUCUCAUAAUUGUGUAUAAAAACUCCUGAGUUAUCAUAAAUUAAAAGAAACAAACCUAAACUAGAAAAGUAUACACACCAAACUGUUACAUUUGGAAUGAAUUAAUUUUAGAAGUGAACUACAUGUACUAGAAGCGUUGAGCCUUUGUAAUUAGACAUAAAUCUGUCCUUCUUUUCAGACAAAAAAAAUCACAUACAUUUUAGUGUUGUCCAGUGAUCGCUGAGGAAAUAAAGAUGGUAAAUAUUCAAUUGAAAGUUCUUCAGGGAAGUUUAUUGAUAUUGAUAAAAGCAAUUAUAUAAAGGAAAAAAAAAGGUCUAAUCACAACUUUAAGAAAGAUUUCCGUAAGAUUCGAAAUCAUAUUACGAGCAUCAUCCGUUAAACGUUUGAAGGAGUACUUACGUAAUUAUUUGUGUUCAGAUGCAGCGCUGUACAUUGAUUUGUAAUGAUGCACAGUGAAAUAUCCAUUUCUUUUGAGACACCAUGUAAAACAGUUAAUGAUGGCUUGCGUCACUUAAAAGUGAAGACGGUAAAAACUUCUCUCUAUUAGACGAUCGGGGGAGCAUUUCAUUUUACAAAUUUCCACUGACUAUUGUUAUAAGCUACCGAAAUCCUUGCAUCUGAUUAGGUCAGAGAAAACUUGUCACUGAAAAAUGACUGAAAAUUAUAAUAAAAAAACUCUCGAUCCUGUAUAUGUCUCACAUAUAAAUCGCCACAUAAUUAAAUUUGAUGAUUACCUUGCCCGAUCUGUGCCUCAUCUAUUUGCACUCAUAAUUAUAGCAACAUGAAAUCCAUUUCUUUUGAGACACCCUGUAGAGGUGAGGGCUGUCCCUGGAUCGGUGCAUGGGGGAAUGAUGAAGACAGAGGGUAUAGACACAGGAAAGGGGGAGCUUCCAGAAAUCGGAAACAAGAGGGCUGAGUUGGUUACGAGCAGGAGGAAGUCGACUUCCUUGGCAUUUGAACGGAUUGACAUUCGAAUGAAAAGUUGAAUCAAAUCACCACCCAUGCCCCCUCCCUGCCUGGCUGUGCAUGCCCCCCCCGCCCGCUCCCCCCCCCCCUCUUGGUCGUCUGUGUGCAAAGACUAGUAUAAAGUAGCACUUCAUUUUUUACAGUGUAUCUCUAGGUAAUCCUGAAUAUUACGCAUCUGAUGGUUUUACUUAUUUAUCGAUGUAUCGAAGUUUUUUGUUGAAAUGCAUUACAGUUGGUUGCUACACAAGUUGCGCUCUGAAUGAAUUAUGGCACGCAGUUAUGGUCAUGAAUGAAUUAUUUCUAUGAAAUUACAAACAGUGGUGGAUCGGGGAGGGGUGGAGUACCAGCCCAAACCUCCAAUAUUAUUUUUUUUAUCUUUCUUUUUUGCGGUUAUUAUUAUUAUUAUUAUUAUUAUUAUUUUUUUUUUUUUUGGGGGGGGGGCGGAAAAAAUGCAAAUCAUAAGAGGUGAUGGUCAUUUUUCUGUUGCUUGUCAAAUCUUUGCCCCAGAGAAUGUACCCCCACCUAGUAACUACGAAUUCGAGAUCAACCAUUGAUCAACUGGGGGGGGGGGGGAUUUAAUUUGUAUCUAUAUGAUUGUGAUUAUACUGAAUACUUUAUGAAAUUUUGAUAUAUAUAUAUGGGCAUUGAUUACAAAUAUGUUUUACCUCAUAAAUAUAAGUAUAUUUGUUUUACAUCACUCUUAUCAUACGUGCCUUUUCGUAUACAAGGUAAAUCUCGUCAGUCUUUUCUAUUAAAGAACUUUCAAAAUGUAUUUAUAUAAAAGUUCUCAAAUUGCAGAAAGAUUUAUGUGAUUGUGUUUGUAUGAUUGCUCUAUCGGUUUCAUUUACAUUUUAUAUAUUUGAUGUGCGAACGAUGCAACUUAGUCUAUUGAGUAUAAUUUUAAAUCAAAAUUACUUAUCAUUUUUGUAAAUGAUUUUCAUAGUUUAUGAGAGUGUUUUAUUUUACCACUGGGUGUAUUUUAUGAAGUGAUGUAUAGUAGCAUAUCAGUGAAUAAAGUAUAUAAUUUUUA